AAGAAAUAAAAAGAAGUGAACGAAGAUAAAUCGAUUUAAUUGAGAGUGGAAAAAUUACAAGAUUUUCCUUAUUCAAGUGUUUUUACUUUUGCUUUGAAUAUAUGUAUAAUGUCCAGUUACCGCCCACGACGAACACGCAUUUAUGGCGCCAACUAUGAUAUUGGCGAAAGCUCAUACAAGAAAUUGCUAGAAAGCUUAGACAAUAAAAGAGGAGUCGGCAGGAGCACAGAUUCUCAUGUUUCUUUUGGACGCGAAACUAGUCUGCCACCGAAAGUAACAUUUUCGCAGGACGAAGAUGAUUUCGAUCGUGAGAAAUAUAGAGCCUCACUAAGAGCCAAACUGCAACUGGACGAUGAAGACACUGAUGUUUUGGGCUCCACACUCAAACAAUCGAAGUUGAGACUUGCGGAGAGAAGCAGAUUAUUAGAUGAAGACGAAGAUAUUCUGGGCUCCGCCUACAAACCAUUGAAGUUCAAAGGUUUAGAUGAAUCUUCUGCAGCUAUGGAAACAUCAUUGAAAUCUUCACUUAAAUUCAGAGCUUCUGCCGAACCUUUCGAAUCCUCUUUCAAAUCGUUGAAAUUGAAUGGUUCCGAUGAGCCAGCAUUCGGUGAAAGCAUAAAACAAAGAGCGCUUAAAGCAAUUGAUAGAUCUGCCGGAGCGAGAUCUAUCUUGGAUGACUUAGAUGAUCAGGAGGCCAGCACGUUCUCUUCCAGACGCAUUAAGAUUAGAAGUGAAAAUGUUCUUAUGGGCGAUACCAGUACCACAACCGAAGCUUCCUCACGUAUGAAGGCCACAAAAGCUCGCCUUGCUGAUCUCGAGUCAGAAAUGUCUUCGAUUAGUGAAAAACAAAGCGAACGGGAGAAGCGUAAACAUAAUUUAAGAAAAUUAUUGAAUGAAAGCGAAUCCGAUAGCUUUAGAGCCAUAGAAAUGUAAUUGUUUUAAUGUUGUGUUAUACGAGUACGUACUAAAAAAAAAAAAAGAAUUGUGGAAAAUAAAGUGUUUAGGUAAAUGUCAAAGUGAGAUUAUAACGAA
Messenger RNA from Ceratitis capitata (Mediterranean fruit fly), 1032 nucleotides. RefSeq lists its product as hypothetical. The transcript has 6 exons. Bases 109 to 933 code for a protein of 274 amino acids. The record is from RefSeq and is a predicted model, not a curated record. NCBI's taxonomy places the organism in Eukaryota, Metazoa, Arthropoda, Insecta, Diptera, Tephritidae.